AUGACAUCCACUUCCAUUUUCUUCCAUUCUUGCAUCAUCUUCUUCUUCUUCUGUCUCUUCCUCUCAACUCCUUCACGUGCUUCUUUCUUUUCUGGAAUUGAAACUGGAGAUUUAGAAAAAAGGGGUGAUUUGUUUCCGCAGAUUCUAAGAGACGAGGCGGUGGCAAGGCUUGUUGAGCUUGGAAAGGUCAGUGAUGCUAGUGGCUAUCUAGAGAGAACAUUUUUGAGUCCCGCGUCCUUGAGGGCGAUUGAUCUUAUUCAAACAUGGAUGGAAGAUGCUGGUUUAAGAACUUGGGUGGAUCAAAUGGGAAAUGUACAUGGUAGAGUUGAGGGUGCAAAUGCAAAUACAGAAGCUUUGUUGGUUGGAUCUCACAUGGACACUGUUGUUGAUGCUGGUAAAUUUGAUGGAUCACUAGGAAUAGUCUCUGCAAUAUCCGCAUUAAAGGUUAUGCAUGUCAAUGGAAAGCUGCAAAACCUAAGGCGUCCUGUCGAGGUGAUUGCAUUUUGCGAUGAAGAGGGUGUGAGAUUUCAAACUACUUUCUUAGGUAGUGGGGCUAUAGCUGGUAUUUUACCUAAUACGACAUUGGCGAUAUCUGAUAAGAGGAAUGUAAUGAUAAAAGAUGUUCUUAAAGAGAACUCAAUAGAAGCUACAGAGGAAAUGUUUUCGCAGCUCAAGUAUGAUCCAAAAUCUGUUUGGGGUUAUGUUGAGCUUCACAUUGAGCAGGGUCCUGUGCUAGAACAAGUUGGUUUCCCACUUGGUGUCGUUAAAGGCAUAGCUGGGCAGACACGAUUGAAAGUUACGGUUAAAGGCUCACAAGGUCAUGCUGGAACUGUUCCAAUGUCCAUGCGCCAGGAUCCUAUGGUGGCCGCUGCUGAACAAAUUGUACUUAUGGAAAGCCUCUGCAAACAUCCUGAAGAAUACCUUUCUUUUGAUGGUCAUUGCAGCGAUUCAUCGAUAAAAUCACUUUCAAGUUCACUUGUUUGUACUGUUGGUGAAAUAUCAACAUGGCCAAGUGCUAGUAAUGUCAUUCCAGGCCAGGUUACAUAUACAGUAGAUAUACGAGCAAUUGAUGAUCUCGGACGCGAGGCUGUUAUCUAUGAUUUAUCCAAUCGAAUUUACCAGAUAUGUGACAAGCGUUCAGUUUCCUGCCUUAUUGAACACAAGCAUGAUGCAGGUGCUGUGAUUUGUGAUCCUGAACUAACCUCACAGCUGAAGUCUGCAGCUUAUUCUGCACUCAAGAGAAUGGAGGGUGACAUUCAAGAUGAAGUACCCACAUUAAUGAGUGGAGCAGGGCAUGAUGCCAUGGCAAUGUCUCGCUUAACAAAGGUAGGAAUGCUAUUUGUGCGGUGUCGCGGAGGCAUAAGUCAUUCUCCACAAGAGGAUGUGCUAGACGACGAUGUUUGGGCGGCCGGUUUAGCAACACUAUCAUUUCUGGAAAAUCUAUGA
Molecule: messenger RNA, 1446 nt
Organism: Lathyrus sativus (Indian pea)
Lineage: Eukaryota; Viridiplantae; Streptophyta; Magnoliopsida; Fabales; Fabaceae
Source: the annotation of a GenBank genome assembly